GACCCCGACGUUGCCAUGGACACGGGCGAGACACCGGCGUCGGGGCGCCAGGCGGGUCGGGCCACCCUCGCGGCCCCGGCAGCCGAGAAGGUGAGCUCUCUGGGCAAGGACUGGCACAAGUUCUGUCUCAAGUGUGAGCGCUGCAGCAAGACACUGACCCCUGGGGGCCACGCUGAGCAUGACGGGAAGCCGUUCUGCCACAAGCCCUGCUAUGCCACGCUCUUCGGACCCAAAGGUGUGAACAUCGGAGGAGCGGGCUCCUACAUCUACGAGAAGCCCUGUGCGGAAGGACCUCGGGUCACUGGCCCCAUCGAGGUGCCUGUGGUCCGGGCUGAGGAGCGCAAGGCCAGCGGUCCACCCAAGGGGCCCAGCAAAGCCUCCAGCGUCACCACGUUCACGGGGGAGCCCAACAUGUGUCCUCGCUGUAACAACAGGGUUUACUUUGCCGAGAAGGUGACCUCUCUGGGCAAGGACUGGCACCGCCCCUGCCUGCGCUGUGAGCGCUGCGGGAAGACGCUUACUCCCGGCGGGCACGCGGAGCACGAUGGCCAACCCUACUGCCACAAGCCAUGCUAUGGAAUACUCUUUGGACCCAAGGGUGUGAACACUGGAGCUGUGGGCAGCUACAUCUAUGACAGAGACCCAGAGGGCAAAGUUCAACCCUAGGGCUGCAGCCCCUCCCAGGGGGGCAUGGGCCCAUCCGCCUCCUGCUGGCCCCUGCCCCGGAGCCCACUGCUUGGCCCCAUGGGGGAGAGCAACCAGCUGGUCCGUCCUCCCCGGCUUGUCCUGCCUUGCAAGUCCAGGGCCUGAGUGUUAUGGGGGAGGAGACCCCGCUGGGCUGUCUCCAGACGAGACCUGCCUGCCCAUCCCCGUUUCUCUGGGUGUGUCUGACUUUGUACCCCCCCCCCCCCCCCCCNUUUGUGUCCUCAUGGCUCUGAGUCCGCAUGGACCCAUGUGUCCCUGUGUGUCCCCUGUGUGUGUGUCUCCGUGGCCCUGGGUGGGUCUCUCUGAGGUGGCCAUCACACUCCCCCCUCCUGCUGCCCCAGGCCUGCCCCACAGUGUUAUUUCUGCUUCCGUUGCCGGUGACGGCCACAGCCACACUCUUCACGGUGUUCCUUGGGCGGACCGAGGGCGUCCCUGCCAGGAGCCCGCCGCCCACCCCGCACACCGCCUUGCAAGCGCUUGUCUGACACCCUCACAUGGCUCCCACGUACCUGCUGAGACUGGCUGGCAAUAAAAGGUUUGAGGAGUG
This is a messenger RNA of Ailuropoda melanoleuca (giant panda), 1252 nucleotides long. It is a transcript of the gene CRIP2, whose product is annotated as cysteine rich protein 2. The transcript has 8 exons. NCBI's taxonomy places the organism in Eukaryota, Metazoa, Chordata, Mammalia, Carnivora, Ursidae. The record is from RefSeq and is a predicted model, not a curated record. The coding region runs from base 16 to 666 and encodes 216 amino acids.